CAACACGAAUGCAAAUUCGAAUAUGACCACAAAUACGAAUGCGUAUAUGAAUGGGAAUACGAAUACAAAUACGAACUCGCAUUCGAAUGUGAUUUGGAAUACGAAUACAAAUACAAAUACGAAUAUGAAUAUGAGUACGAAUACGAAUGCAAAUAUGAAUUCGAGUUAGAAGUCGAAAAGGAAUACGAAUGUGAAUACGAAUAUAAAUUCAAAUACAAUAGCAGUACCAAUACGAAUGCAAAUGCGAAUGCGAAUAUGAAUACAAACACGAAUGCAUAUAUGAAUAGGAAUACGAAUACAAAAACGCAUACAAAUAUACGCAAAAUAUAUGCAAAUACGAAUAUAAAUGAACAUGAACAUGAACACGAACAUGAACACGAAUAUGAACACGAACAUGAACACGAACAUGAACACGAACAUGCACAUGAACACGAACAUGAACACGAACAUGAACACGAACAUGAACACGAACAUGAACAUGGACAUGAACAUGAACAUGCACAUGAACAUGCACAUGAACAUGCACAUGAACAUGAACAUGAACAUGCACAGGAACAUGCACAUGAACGUGAACAUGAACAUGAACACGAACAUGAACAGGAACACGAACAUGCACAUGAACAUACACAUGAACAUGCAUAUGAACAUGCACAUGAACAUGCACAUGAACAUGCACAUGAACAUGCACAUGAACAUGAACAUGAACAUGAACAGAAACAUGAACACGAACAUGAACACGAACAUGAACACGAACAUGAACACGAACAUGAACACGAACAUGAACACGAACAUGAACAUGAACAUGAACAUGCACAUGAACAUCAACAUGCACAUGAACAUGCACAUGAACAUGAACAUGAACAUGCACAUGAACAUGCACAUGAACAUGCACAUGAACAUGCACAUGAACAUGAACACGAACAUGAACACGAACAUGAACAUGCACACGAACAUGCACAUGAACAUGAACGUGCACAUGAACAUGAACAUGAACACGAACAUGAACACGAACAUGAACAUGAACAUGAACAUGAACAUGCACAUGCACAUGAACAUGCACAUGAACAUGCACAUGAACAU
Messenger RNA from Rhagoletis pomonella (apple maggot), 1080 nucleotides. Its product is annotated as histidine-rich glycoprotein-like. The record is from RefSeq and is a predicted model, not a curated record. The transcript is spliced from 2 exons. The annotation marks the transcript as partial. Lineage: Eukaryota; Metazoa; Arthropoda; Insecta; Diptera; Tephritidae.